AUGACAGUAGAAAAGAUUUUAUCCAUUUCAGAUCUUGAAGCUGCCGCUUCCAAGAAGCUCCCGGUGGCGAUCCGAGACUUCUUCAACUCCGGCGCAACGAACCAAGUAACAGUGCGGGAAAACUCAUCAGCAUAUCAGAAGUACCGCCUUCUACCUCGAGUGCUCAAAGAUGUGUCUCAAGUCAGCACAAAGACUAGCGUUUUCGGCCGGGACAUCGCGUUCCCGCUCUGCGUAUCUCCAGCAGGGCUACAAGGCAUGGCUCAUUCAGACGCAGAGUUGGCAACAAGUAGAGCAUGCGCCAAGGGUGGUAUCAAUAUGGGUGUCUCGACCUAUGCCAACCAUUCAGUCGAGCAGAUUACUACUGCAGGCCAAGAGAUCGGAAAGAAGCUCGAAUUAUUCGUCGCGCAGAGGCUUCAGGAUGCAAAGCCAUCUUUCUCACUGCAGAUAGUCCUGUUCUCGGCGUGCGAUAUAAUGAAUGGCGUAACGAUGGCCUUAAAACUACCAGCCGGGCUAACAUAUCCGAUGAUCGAAAAGACGUCCGAGCAGAUCCAGUCGCAAACUCAUGAUGACGGGUUCGCAUCUUUCAACUCGAAUUCUCAUUCUUGGAGUAGAGAAAUUCCUUGGUUGCGCAGUUUCACCCGUAUGGAGAUUUGGAUCAAGGGCGUCUUGACACCCGAGGACGUUGAAGCGGCAAUCGAAUAUGGUUGCGAGGGUGUGAUCAUUAGUAACCACGGUGGACGGCAGUCGGAUGAAACACCGGCGACGAUCGAUUUUCUUCCUGCUUGUGCGAAGGCUGCACGUGGAAGAAUCAAGAUUCAUAUUGACGGAGGUAUCAGAUCCGGCAGUGACAUCUUCAAGGCCUUGGCUUUGGGAGCGGAGUGUUGCUGGGUGGGUCGUCCUAUGCUUUGGGGACUAGCGUACAAUGGACAGGAAGGCGUCGAGCUUAUGCUCAAGAUCCUUUACGAGGAGUUCCAGAGGUGUAUGCAGUUGGCAGGCUACACCUCUUACAUCCUGGCCAAAAAUUCAAUUACCUACAUAAUGACAUCUUCUUCUUCCGCGCCAACCACCCACAUCGCUCAAACCCUCCUCGCGCGCGCCCAUUCCCCCGACACAGCAUCCCAACAAUUCACCGAGCGCAUUAAACAAAAACCCCUCUUCCUGCGCCCAACCUCUCCGUCCGCCUCUGACAACCGCUCGAGAAGACGUCUCCACCGCCUCCGUAAGAAAGAAUAUUUUCUGCGACACCAACGCCCGCGCCCUCUAUCCGCACGCGAGAAGCGCACGACAGGCCUCUACGACCUCCCUAAAGAAGAAUGUAAAUACGCCAUCUUCAAAGGUCUACAUGACCUGUGGACGACCUAUAUGCAGGAAAUCCUUGAUCUAAAAGCUGAUGGGAGAAGCGGACUCGUGACACCCGCGUCGCAUGGUGCUAAGCUCGUCAGUGCGGAUUAUCAUGGUGCAGAGAUCGAGGUUGUGAGAAGUCGGUCUGCGGGGAGGGUCGGGUUGAAGGGAUACGUUGUAAGAGAUACGAAGUUCACCUUUGUGAUUGUUACGGAGAAGGAUCAGGUGAAGACGAUACCGAAAGAGCAUAGCAUUUUCCGCUUUACGGUAGAUUUUCCGAAAUCUGCGAAAUUGAAAGAUGGAGAGGAGCAAGGGAAUGGUGAAAAGCCGAAGCCAUUGGAGUUUGAAUUACAUGGGAGCCAGUUUGAGAAUCGGCCUGUUGAUCGGGCAAACAAGAAGUUCAAGUGGAGGAAUGUUGAUUAUUUGUGA
Molecule: messenger RNA, 1770 nt
Organism: Penicillium maclennaniae
Lineage: Eukaryota; Fungi; Ascomycota; Eurotiomycetes; Eurotiales; Aspergillaceae
Product: RNase P/RNase MRP complex subunit
Exons: 6
Coding region: 1-1770 (589 amino acids)
Biological process (GO): tRNA 5'-leader removal
Cellular component (GO): ribonuclease P complex
Molecular function (GO): oxidoreductase activity; FMN binding; RNA binding
Source: RefSeq, a predicted model, not a curated record